UCUUUAGCGCGCAGGCAGGCCGCGGGCAGCUAAGCGGAGGCGGCGGGAAGGCCGCGUCGCGGCGGAAGGGGAUCGGUUUGGCACCGCGUCGCGCGGCGCUGCCCGCAGGCUCGACCCGGAAUGUCCGGGAGUGCGGCGGGGCGACAGCUGGCGCCGGCGGAGGCUACAGAUUGGUUGGCCCAUUCGUUUGAUGAUUUCUUAGGAAGCGCAGAUAUUUCUUCCAGUGUGAUUCCUGAAAAGUCACACAAAGACAACUCUGGGAGAAAUCAUCAGUGGAAGAAAGACUUGUCUGCUGUGCCGGGAUGCAGCAAAAACAAAGUCUUGUCAAGAAAAAGAGCAAAGUUUUCCUCAGUAGAUCUGCCUCGUAAUAAGUCCAGACUAAGGAACCAGUCUCAAGACGAGCCAUGGGUAGAUAAAUACAAACCUGAAACUCAGAAUGACCUUGCUGUCCAAAAGAAGAAAAUUGAAGAAGUUGAAACAUGGUUAAAAAUGCAUAUAUUUCGGAGACAGCCAAAGCAGGGUGGCUGUGUUUUGCUGUUAACUGGUCCUGCUGGCUGUGGAAAGACAGCAACUGUACAAAUAUUAGCAAGAGAUCUUGGUGUUCAAGUGCAAGAAUGGACCAAUCCAAUAUCUUUAGACUUCACAAAAGAAGACUUAAGAAAUAUAUCUGGCCACAACUCAAAUUCUCAUGCGUUUCCAAGUCAGACCCAAGCAGCUCUUUUUCAGGAUUUUCUAUUAAGAGCAAAUAAAUAUAACAAACUUCAGAUGCUUGGGGAGUCCUCAGAAAAUGAUAAAAAGCUUAUUCUUGUUGAAGACAUGCCAAACCAAUUCUAUCGAGACCCUAGCAGUCUACAUGAAAUUCUCAGGAGAUUUGUACGUACAAGUAGAUGUCCUCUUAUAUUUAUAAUAUCAGAUAACUUCAGUGGAGACAGCAACCAGAGGUUACUAUUCCCCAAAGAAAUUCUAGAGGAGUUGUGUAUAUCAAUUAUUAGUUUCAAGCCUGUUGCACCAACAAACAUGAUGAAAGUUCUUAAUCGAAUAGCUACAGUUGAAGCUAACAUGAACAGGGAGAAGAACUAUGCUCCUGAUAGAACUUCGCUGGAGUUGCUUUGCAGAGGCUGUUCAGGUGAUAUAAGAAGCGCAAUAAACAGCCUCCAGUUUUUUUCCAUGAAAGACUGCUCAUUGGAGAAAGACUUCUGGUCAAGGAAGAAAUGGAGUUCCACGCUAAAAAGUAAAACAACAGCAGCAGUGUGUAACUUGAGGAAGAAAAAUAAAUCCGAUAUUUUAGAAGACCAGGCAAUACAAGCUAUUGGUGGCAAAGAUGCUUCCAUCUUUCUUUUUCAUGCUCUAGGGAAAAUAAUUUACUGCAAAAGGGAACCGGUGUCAGAAUCCGAAUUUCCUCAGCUGCCUUCUCACUUACUAGAACACCGUCGAGACACGUUGCUUAUCCAUCCUGAGGAUAUUGUGGAAAAAUCGCAUAUGUCUGGAAGCAUGUUUAAUUUAUACCUUCACCAGAACUAUGUAGAAUUUUUUACUGACAUAGAUGAUAUUGUGAGAGCCAGUGAGUACCUGAGUACUGCUGAUGUCCUUUGUGCUAAUUGGAAUUCACGGCUUGUGAUGGAAGAAUACAGUACAUCUGUGUCUACUCGAGGUGUGAUACAUUCAAAUACAUCCAGAGCCUUUGCCCACUGCCAAGGAGGGAUGGGGUUCCGGCCCUUACAUAAACCUCAGUGGUUCUUUAUCAAUAGCAAGUAUCAAGAAAACUGUGCUGCUGCAAAAUCUCUCUUUUCAAGCUUCUGUGUAUCACCAGAGUGUCUUCAGACAGAGUUACUGCCUUACCUUGCAAAGUUGGCAAAUCCAAUGAGAAAUGAAGCUCAGAUUGCUUUUAUCCAAGAUGUUGGGAGGCUGCCAUUGAAACGACAUUUUGGGAGGUUAAAGCUUGAAAUGCUUACUGAUAAAGAUCCUGGAGUUCCGGACUUACUUGUUGGUUAUGAGGAGGACCCUCCUGAAGUGGCUGUAGGGAUGGAGGAAAAAAGAACAAAUGAGAACAAUUGGGAUGGGUUGCCCCUUUCAUCCAGCCAGUGCAGUGGAAGUGAACUACCUUGCAGUCAGCCUCAGCCUGUUUCUGCUCAAGUAGCUAUGGAGGAUGAUGAAUUAAAUAUAGAGGAAUAUGACAGUGACUAAGUCCAACAAAAUAUCAGCAACUGACUUAGCUGAUAGAUUAUUAUGCACCAAAGGCCUUUGCUAAAAUGAGUAUGGUCUGCUGAACAGAGUUUAGGUGGGCUGGGAGGCCCGGUCUAAACAUACACGUCAGUAUAAAGACACUUUUCUUUAUCUUUCUCAUAGCUUUGCAGGAUCAGACCUGAUUAGAAUACUAAAUCACAGGCUAUUCCCUGCCUGUCCUGAGCCAUAAAAGUAUACAAAGUAGACAAAGAAAGUACAAUAAAUGAUAAAUUUAAAUAGUUUGAGACUGUAGUUAAUCAGUGCCAUUCUUAAGUUAUUAUUUUUUUUUUUUUACACAUCUUAAUUUACUUUGGAGUUGUACAAUGUACUCCUAUUUACACAUUUAGUAAGUUAUCAGCAUUUGAAGAUUCUUCUAAAGUGUGUAUCUUCAGAAAAAUUGCUGUUUGGAAGUUUGAACCUUCUGAAAGAGGAGAUUUAAGGGGAUAUGUAAAAACUUUGAUAUCUUGUAUUGAUGAUGUAAAUAAAACUACUGUAUGAGUGCUGUUCUGUAAUCUGCUAGAGAUAUUUUAACGUGUUUAUAAAUAGAACGUAUGCUGUACAACAAUCUUGGAUUUGUUUUUGAAAUUUUUUGAUAAUUUAUUGAGGUGAAAAUACAACAGUUAAGCAGAAGUCCUUGUCCUAUUUUUAUUUGGUAGGAAGUUAGUGGUGUCAUGUAGUUUUCCUCUCUAAAUUCAUCAGGCUGGAGCAAAGAAUAAUCUCACGUUUGGCUACUGACACUCAAAGUGUUUUGUUUUUAUCAGAAUAGACUGUUAAAUACUUCUUGUUGUUUGGGUCCCUGUGUGAAAUCAUAAAUUUCUUACUGUAACUGGGAUUAUUUCAUAAAAAUCACAUCUCACAUCAUUGUAAUUAGCGUUGCUGCAUAAAUAAGAAAACAAAGAUCAAAACAA
Molecule: messenger RNA, 3131 nt
Organism: Meleagris gallopavo (turkey)
Lineage: Eukaryota; Metazoa; Chordata; Aves; Galliformes; Phasianidae
Gene: RAD17
Product: RAD17 checkpoint clamp loader component
Biological process (GO): DNA damage checkpoint signaling; DNA repair; mitotic DNA replication checkpoint signaling
Cellular component (GO): nucleus; Rad17 RFC-like complex
Molecular function (GO): DNA clamp loader activity; chromatin binding
Source: RefSeq, a predicted model, not a curated record